This is a messenger RNA of Cylicocyclus nassatus, 297 nucleotides long. Lineage: Eukaryota; Metazoa; Nematoda; Chromadorea; Rhabditida; Strongylidae. The record is from the annotation of a GenBank genome assembly.
AUGUUCAGAUGCUGUGCACUCGUUGCAUUUGUAUCAUGUUUUACCUCUUCGGGAGCUGCUAGAUCCUUGUGGACACACAACACAACAACUCUCGGAAAGAAAGAAAGACAAUACGCUGUCGCUUUGGAACGUGAAGCAAUCAAAUACGUUGCAGGAGAUAUCCAUGAUUGGCCAUCAAGUAAAAGAUUUGUUACCUUUCCCUAUCGCAAACCCAGCGAACGCGUUGCAAUCGUGCGAAGUGCCACAGAAGACUGGAAAGAACAUCCUGAGAUCUUGGAGGUCUUGAAGGUAAAGUGA